Messenger RNA from Episyrphus balteatus (marmalade hoverfly), 2174 nucleotides. It is a transcript of the gene hfw, whose product is annotated as protein halfway. Gene Ontology annotation, cellular component: voltage-gated potassium channel complex. Gene Ontology annotation, molecular function: voltage-gated potassium channel activity; transmembrane transporter binding; potassium channel activator activity. The transcript has 7 exons. The coding region runs from base 423 to 1982 and encodes 519 amino acids. The record is from RefSeq and is a predicted model, not a curated record. Lineage: Eukaryota; Metazoa; Arthropoda; Insecta; Diptera; Syrphidae.
UUUAUCAGCACUUCAUCUUCAUAUUUCAGUUGGAAAAUUAAAGUUCUCCUUAUUGGAGGUGUUGUGUCGGUGACACUUCGUCGCAGGUCGAUUUUUUACCUCAUUUUAUACAAUUUUGUUCAUUUAUUUUCAACAAUAAAUAAAUAUUUAUUUUGUUGUAUUUUCUUAUCUUUAAAUACGUUCUACUCGUGGUGUUUAUUAUAUUUGCUUUUGUGAUUUAUUUUCUUUAAAAACGAAGAAAUCUUGGAGAAAGAAAUCCCAAAAUAGAAAUUAAUCAAAACAAUAAUUACUUUUGUUUUGUGUGAUUAAAGAAGCUCUACGAUGCAGGCAAUUAUGCACAUGUCACUGAUUUUUUAAGGUUUUUAAUUUGUUUAUCAAGUUUCAACACAAUUUAAGAAAAAAAAAAAAAACACUUGAAAAAGAUGUGGUUCACAAUUAAGUCACUUAAUAGAGGAAUAAUUCUAUGGUUAUGCAUUUGUUGUACUAUAAUCGAAAAUGUAGUACCCGAAGAAGACACUCAACCCGAGCAACAACCUGAACAAAAAGAACCUCAAUCGCCAUCAUCUACCUCAUCAUCAACACAAAAUCCCAUCGACAAGGCAGACGAUUUUAGAAAAGCCUGUUUCUAUGCCGAACCAGAUCUAUGCCAGCAAUAUGACAAUGAGACUUCGGCAGAUUCAUGUCCAUGUCGCCUCCAUCCCGAAAUGCCAAAUUCAUGGGUCUGCUGUAACGUAACUGAUUUCUAUGCGUUUUCAUCGUCAUGCAAAAGCAAUGGUUGGGUCAAUCUGCAUAUGCGAAAUGCGACUCUUAAAUGGAUUGAUAUAUCACACUCGACUUUCCAAAAGCUCACCUCAUUGUCAAUUACUGAUGGUAAUAUUCCAAAAAUUACCAACGCAAUGUCUCGUGCCUCAUACGUGAAAUGUCUUAAUGUUUCAAAUAACAAUUUGUCGGAAAUAAAUUCACGUGCCUUUAUAAGCUUGCAAAACUUUCAAGUGCUCGACAUUUCGAGUAAUAAUCUGUCGUUGAUUCCAAAAUUGAAUUCUCAUCAUAAUUUAACUGUGGAUAUAAGUAACAACAAACGAUUAUUAUGUAAUUCUUUGCUUGACUCAAUUGUUCGUGGUUCUUUUAAAUUUGUUGGACCUGAUACAACUUAUUGUCUAUGGAAUCAAACAUACAAUUGGUUUAAUUCUACAGAUUAUAUGCCCAUUCGACAGCUAGAACGUUGGAAAAGAUUACAUUCAGAAUGUCCAAAGAUACCUGGCUAUGGUAAUUGUACAUGUGACGCUGAACAAAUGGCUUUUUCGACGAAAAAUGACGAGCCUCAUCUCCUAUUCACUGCUAAAGUUGACUGCUCAAACUUGGGUUUGAUAGAAUUGCCACCAAAUUUACCCGAUAAUACAAUAUCUUUGAAUGUUUCAAAUAACAAUAUAACAAGUAUUGGUCAUCAUUUUCAUUCGAAUCCAACGUACAGAAAUAUUAACAAGUUUGACGCUGAUCAAAACCAAAUAUCAUCUAUGUACGAACUAGAGGGAACAAAGUUUAUGGAAGUUUUUCAAAAGUUUUACUUAAGAAAGAAUGCAAUUAAUAAGAUUCCCGAAUAUCUACUGUCUAAUGCUUUGGAAAAUAAUCCAAACGGUCGUGCAAUAUACCUUGGUGGCAAUGAAAUAAAUUGUGAUUGCAAUUCGGCAAAAGUGCUUAAACUUUGGCUCUUGGCUCGACAUGCAAAUAUUCCAGAUUACAAUUAUAUUCUCUGUCGUAAUAUGAAACAGCGAGUAAUUGAUUUACAAGAAAUCAAACUUUGCCAAUCUCCGCAUGAUUGGACAGACUAUAUUUACUAUCUCAUAACCUUGGAAGUUAUUUUACUUGUCGCUCUUAUCAUGAAAGUAUCAUAUGAUUAUUGGGUUUUCAAAACAGCCGGUUAUUUGCCAUGGCCAGCAAGUAAAAUGCCCAAACUUCCAUGUGAUUGGCUUUGUGAAUCGUAAAUUUAAACAUAACAUAAUUAAAUAUCUUAGAUGUAUGUCCUCGAAAUUGUGAUGUUAACUGACAAGUGCCUUUUGAAAUAUAUUGUUGUAGUUUUUAAGUAAAUGUUUUUUAGACUGUGUAACAAUUUAAGUGUCAAAUAUUUGUUAUUGGUAUAAGAAAUACAUAUUUAUAUUUAUUGGUAUAUACAAUUA